CACACGUUAUCUACGCGCAGCAGUGGUAUUCCGAUCCGAUCCCGAGUGAGGUGUGCAGCUGUGACUUUUAAGUACAACGCGGCGAGAGCAUGGCGGUGAGCCUCCUGUCCCACGUCGUCUCCGACCUCUGCAUCGGCAGGCCCAGGGUGCUCACGCUGCCGCCGUCCACUCCCGUCGCGGUCGCGCUCGCCAAGCUCCGCGCCGGAGCCGACCCCUUCGUCUUCGUGGACGCUGAACCGGCCUCCCGCGCGAAGAGGGGAGCAGCCACGGUGUACGUGAAGGUCAGCGUCGCGGACAUCCUCUGCUACGUCUGCAGCGACACGGGAAACCUGACGGACCCCGCGGCCGCGCUCGCCCGGCCCGUGUCUGCAAUCGCGGCCGCGGUUGGUGGCGACCACGGCAGCGUCGCCCGCCGAGUGGACCCUCAGACAAGCCUGCUUGACGCCAUUGACGUGUUGCUGGCCGACGGCUGUCAAGGUCUGCUCGUUUCUCUGCACACGCGCACCCGCAGGAAGCAUCACUAUGUUCCCUCCUCCGAUGCCGCCGCGGCAGCCGACUGCUGCGUGUUGACGCGAGAGGACAUCGUUCGUCACCUGUUCGGCUCCAUCUCCCACUUCUCCCACAUCGCCUUUCUCACCGUCGCCUCCCUCGGCCUCGUCCGACGCGACGUGCACGCUGUCCACGUCGACGACGACGGGCUCGACGUGAUCCCCCUCCUGCGGAGAGCCAUCUCGGACGGCACGGCCGUGGCCGUCGUCGCCGACGACAACGCGUUGAUCGGUGAGAUCUGCCCCGGCGUGCUCGGCUCGUGUGACGUCCAGUCGGUCUUCGCUGCCCUAGCCGCGCUCUCUGCUGGCAACGUCAUGACGUACAUUUACUGCUCUCUAUCGCACACACCACCGGAGUUCUUGCUUUGCGCCAUCAGAGCCCGACUCAAGGACAGAGGUCUCGAAGCCAUGGCCGAGCUCAUGGACACUGGGGACGCCGCCUCUCUGCCUUUGUCCCCGUCGUCGACAUCGUCCGACGAGGACUCGCCGAUCGGAUGCGCACGGCGGCCAAGUAGGGUGUCUUCGGGGAGCUUCGGGUGGCGGUCGACGGAAGACGUGGUGGCAUGCCAUGCCAUGAGCUCGCUGGUGGCCGUCAUGGCCCAGGCGCUCGCGCACCGAGUCGGAUACGUUUGGGUCGUCGACGAGGCCAGCGGCGCGCUCGUCGGAGUCGUGAGAUUUGCCGAUGUGCUUGCGGUGCUCCGGGAGCAAAUCCGCCCCCAGGUGCUAUGCAGGUGAACAGCGAUCUGCUUAUCAGCAACUCGGAGUAUGUUCAGCUAGGUAGUGUUUGGUUCACCGUACCAGGCCGGAUGGAAUCGCCUCAUCCAAGUUUUUAGUCUUGUUGUGUGUUUGGUUGGUGGCUCAGACGGACAGGGCCCGUUCUACUCGCUCCGAACGAGGUCACGUAAGUGUGUGUCCGUGAUUUUUAUUUAA
This is a messenger RNA of Phragmites australis (common reed), 1478 nucleotides long. RefSeq names its product CBS domain-containing protein CBSX5-like. Bases 90 to 1283 code for a protein of 397 amino acids. The record is from RefSeq and is a predicted model, not a curated record. The transcript has 2 exons. NCBI's taxonomy places the organism in Eukaryota, Viridiplantae, Streptophyta, Magnoliopsida, Poales, Poaceae.